Messenger RNA from Paramecium octaurelia, 2106 nucleotides. NCBI's taxonomy places the organism in Eukaryota, Ciliophora, Oligohymenophorea, Peniculida, Parameciidae. The record is from the annotation of a GenBank genome assembly.
AUGGAUAUCUACAGUCCAAAAGUUGAUUCUCUUUCUUUUCAUUCAAACACGAGGAUGGACAUAACAACUCUAUUCGAAAAAUAUAAAAAGACUCACAAUAAAUUAAGUCCUUUGUCUUUGAAUCAGUUUUACCCAAUGGCGAUAAAUGAGAAUUGCGAAUUGCUUCAAAUUUAACCAGAUAGUGAAGUCCAAAGUUUUAUUUCCUUUCGAGAACUGAAUUAAGGGGCAGUUUCAGAAUUAAAAAGAUCAUUCUAACAAUCGAAAAUGGUUUGGAAUAAUUAUAGUAAAUAUCUCUUUGGAGAGCCAUCUUUGGAUGAGUAGGAAUUAGAAACCGUCGAUCAAGAAAAAUUCAGUACAUCUAGAAAAUUGUAACUAAUUCACAAUAGAGAGACAUUUCACAAAAUGAGAAAGCAAUACAAAUAAUAAGAGGAGAAUCAAUUGAACCAAGUCAAAUAAGCUUUAAAAAAAAUUCAUUCAUAAACUAAUGGAAUCAAAGUCUACCCUUCUUUAGCUUAUUAGGAUUAAUAAAAGUUAGAGUUGCUAAGAAAAUAGGUAAGAUUAGGAGGUGUUUAGUAACUGUAAGAAAGAAACACUGAUGCUUAGCAAUUAUAAAAAAGAAUACUUGAAUCCUAGGUUGCAUUGAGUUAAAUUAAAAAACAAUUUGCUUAUGCUUAUAAUCAUGAUUAUAACUUCUGGGGUCCUUGUUCAAGAGAUGGAAGCACGAUGGUCACUUUCGAUAGAAAACUUUAUUUGUAUGGAGGGUCUAGUGCUGUCUAAUAAGAAGAUUUGUGUGUGGCUAUUAUUGAUAAAUGUAUUAUGGAAUAAUGAUUACAUAGAGUUUUACAAGUGGAGUCCUCAAAAAUUAGAUGAAAAAUCAAUCCACGGGUAUAGAGUUCAUCACACUGCUGGAAUCUACAAGAAUUUUAUGAUUCUUUUUGGCGGAGAAAUUCACAUAGAACAAUCAAAUAACAAAAUAGUUAGCGAAUGCACAAGUGAUGUCAAGACUAUCUCCUUAAGUAUUAAUAAUGUCAAAUAAUAAAGCCUCUUUUGAUAUUAAAUUAAUCAAAUAACCAGGAACAGUAUCUCCCAGAAAAUGUCACAUCAGCGAAAUUAUUGGGAGAUGCCUACUUGUCUUUGGAGGAAUCGAUAAUAGAGGCAAUUAUAUGAAAGAUCUACUUUGUUAUGACAUCCAGACAUCUAAGUGGAUCCCUCUGAAUGUAGACCCUCAUGACUUAUAUGCGAAUGGAAUUGCUUUUCAUAAGUCUAGCUUAGUUACUCAAAACAAAUUUUGUGACAUUUAUCGUCAAGAUCCUGAUCUGAAGUUUUCCAAUCAAGGAGUUUAUGUAUUCGGAGGUCAAGACAAAUUUGGAAAUUAUUUAGAUACCUUUAUUCGUAUUGAUGUAUAUUAAAAACCUAUUCGAAUUGAGUUGGUGGAUUACAAAGGAAGCAGUCCUAGUAAGCAUUUUUUAUUAAUGUUAAGUGGCUAGAUGUCAACAUUCUAUGAAUUACAAUGAGGCUUUGGGUGCCAUUGUUGUUUAUGGUGGAAAGAAUGACGACAAUACUGUUGAGGGAUUCCUAAAUGAUUUAUAUUUGUUUGAUGUACGGAACUACUCUUGGAUUCAACUUGAACUAAAAGGAGCCUAAAUGCCUGGAAGAUGUGGACACUCCUCUUCUUGUCUGGAUACUAAAAUUUUUAUUUUCGGCGGGUACAAUUAUAAUGGCUUUGUCAAAAGUGAUGUCUUUGUUAUUGAAUUGGACUCUAAUGUUUCGCAUCAAUUAAUUUAAUCUGAUAAGAUCAAUGAAGAUAAACCCAGAAAUUCAAAAAUUGCAGUCUCUUUUCGUCAGUUACCUGAAAAAAGUAAUACUAUUGAAAAAACUAACGAAAGAAAAAAAGAAAUUGAAAAAUUAAGCUUUAAAAAUUCCCAUUCCUUCUUACCUAUGCCCAGAAGAGUCACAAUGCUUAUUAACGCAAUGAGAUUUGGAUAAGAGCCGAAAAAAAAUAAUGAUGUCUCUGGACUCAAUUCAAACAAAAAUUCUCCAAAAGAUGGUACCAGACGACCUCAUCGUAAUUUGACUGUUCUUGUUGAAGGCAAACAAGAAAGAUGA